AUGCUGAAUAGAAACGAGCCAAUAAACAAUGCCGCUAUUAGUGUUAUUACACACUGUGCUUCCAAGCUACAGUCCUCCAUGAAAGAGAUUUUAAGACGUGGGAUCACAUCCCAGGAACUAGAUAAUAUUUUAGUUACUUUGCCAGAAGGUGACAAGAGAAAGGGUAUGUUUUCCUCUCGCGAGUUCAAAAUAGCGGUUUUGAUAAAGACUUUGUACGAACAAGGAAGGAUGUCCACGAUCGAUAACAUACUCUCAUGUGAUGAUUUUGAUUUGAAAAAAGCCAUUGGUGACCGUAGUUCAGCAAAAACUUUCAAGGUUUCAGAUGCUGAUUCAGAAUCUGGCGAUGUCAAGGAAUUUAUUGCUAGAAACCAUAGCAAGUUCCCGCCACCGCUCCCUUCCACCAUUAAUUCAAAAGAGUUGAAGGAUCAACUUCAUGGAGUUAGUAGAUCGGGUUUGUCCAGCAUGCGGUUGGUGUUCUUGGGCACGUCUGUGUUAACCUCGUUGAUUACUUCUAUACUAUGGGAGUGGUUUCCUUCCUACGGGCAAGACGGACUAACGAAGCUAACACAGUACCUUAUCAAGAACAGUCAGCUAACUAAAUGGUGUAGAGUUUGUAACUUGACUAUGUUUCUACCAGACGAAGACACCAUUACUCAUCUUGAUAGUCAGGUAUUGAUAGACACUUUCAAGGCUUACGUUGGAGCAUUGUCAAUUGAAAGCAAAGGGGAGUAUUCUAACAUCAUUCAAUGGUUAAAAAUCUUAUGCAUCCCUGCUCUCAAAACAUUCAUAGAUUCCAAUGAAAACAUGGAAUCGUUGGACGACUCACAGGCUGUUACAUAUGCUGCUCGUCCAGCUUUCCAACAAAGAUCUACUCCAGAAGCACAAAGCUUGGUCGGAGCUCCUAUGCCUCCGCUCGUUGAGUCCCAGCAGCUCCAUUUAAAUGGAGCCCCUGUUAUUAUCACUGAUAACUCUGCUGUUAGAUCUAAUAUUAUGGGUGAACUAUAUGCCAUGAUAGGAACAUCAGCGGAUAGACCCAGAUACGAAAUAACACCAAAACAAGGACCAUACGGUGUUAAUUACUUCUAUUGCGUUUUGUCAAUUGACAACGUAUUUUUGGGAUCCGGGUCCGCAAGUAACUCUAAGUUGGCCAAGAGACUUGCAGCGCAAGAUGCCUUAGAUAAUAACUAUGACCUCGUUCUAAAGUAUCAAAUUCCAACGAAGAAGAAGAGAAGUUAUGCCAUUAUUCCACAACCUGUUUAUAAUGCUAAUAAUGAUAGCCAAUUUGGCACGGGAUACAGGUUGAAUGAGCAAGAUCCUUACAAACGGAGAAGAACUGAAGAAGGAUUUUAA
This is a messenger RNA of Saccharomycopsis crataegensis, 1350 nucleotides long. RefSeq lists its product as uncharacterized. The transcript has a single exon. Gene Ontology annotation, biological process: RNA processing. Gene Ontology annotation, molecular function: ribonuclease III activity. Bases 1 to 1350 code for a protein of 449 amino acids. The record is from RefSeq and is a predicted model, not a curated record. NCBI's taxonomy places the organism in Eukaryota, Fungi, Ascomycota, Saccharomycetes, Ascoideales, Saccharomycopsidaceae.